This is a messenger RNA of Aureobasidium vineae, 1773 nucleotides long. NCBI's taxonomy places the organism in Eukaryota, Fungi, Ascomycota, Dothideomycetes, Dothideales, Saccotheciaceae. The record is from the annotation of a GenBank genome assembly.
AUGGCUUCCAAAAAGCUGCAGCAGGAAAUGGUUCAGGUCGGUUCGUCCUCCUCACCAUUCUGGCGCACCUCAUCGUCCAACAGCAAGCGUGAAGCCAGUCUUGCUGGCGAGAGAAAGGUCUUUGGAGCUUCCUACUCCCAUGCAGACAUCCUCAACUUCGACAAUCUAAACAUCUCCAACAGCAGCACACCACGUCCACACACACCACCCUCGCGCGACAAUCGACCGCCCUUGAAGUCCUCGACCAGUCUCUCGCCCCCAGCACCACGCCGCUCCUACUCCAACUUCUUUGGCGAAAGCACAAAGACCUACGAUUCACCCCAAGAUGAGGAAGCCUUGGACUUUGACGAAGAUGAGGACGAGUUUGGACUACCCAGCAUAGCGAGCAUGAGGAGGAAAGGCAAAAGACAAAUCGCAAAGAAGAAGAGGGACCCAGGAGGCUCACAGUCCUCUUUGACCACCGUCCCGUCAGCUACCGCGACACUAGCUUCAUGGUCCAUGAACAACGGAGACAUCGCCGAGGAACGCAGCUUGCCAAACUAUCCUACCACAAAGCGAUCAGACGGCAAGAUCCUCCGACCACAGUACAAAGACAUCCUCAGAGACCCUGCGAAUGCCCUCCACUUGAUCAAUCACGCUCCAGCUCCGUUAAACGCCUCUCCUAAAGAAGUCGAAGCCCACUCAGCCCGCAUCACACGCAUCAACAAGUUCAAACGUAUUCUACAAGCCUCGUCGAUCAACCUGGCAGAGUUGCGCGACUCUGCCUGGUCUGGACUACCUGAAGAAGUCAGAGCCAUGUCAUGGCAGAUCCUACUCGGCUACCUUCCAACAAAUAGCGACAGAAGAGUGGCUACGCUGGAACGCAAGAGAAACGAAUACCUGGAAGCUGUGCGACAAGCUUUCGAAAAAGGAACAUCUACAAAUGAAGCCGAGUCUGUCAUUGGUAUUGGCGGCAUCUCCUCAUCACCAGCGACUCAACGAGGCAAGGGUCGUGGCUUGGACGAGGCUAUAUGGCAUCAGAUCAGUAUCGAUGUGCCGCGGACGAAUCCACAUCUUGAGCUGUACAGCUUUGAAGCAACGCAGAGGUCUCUUGAGCGGAUACUGUACGUUUGGGCUAUCCGUCACCCAGCAAGUGGCUACGUACAAGGGAUCAACGAUUUGGUCUCUCCGUUCUGGCAAGUCUUCCUCGGCAUGUAUAUCACAGACCCAGAGAUCGAGUUCGGCAUGGAUCCUGGACAACUACCAAAACAAGUUUUGGACGCUGUGGAGGCUGAUACUUUCUGGUGUCUUACCAAACUUCUUGACGGCAUCCAGGACAACUAUAUCCAUGCACAGCCUGGCAUCCAGAGACAGGUGGCUAGUCUUCGAGAUCUGACCACGCGUAUUGAUGGCAACCUGGCAAAGCAUCUCGAGAAUGAAGGAGUUGAAUUUAUCCAGUUCAGUUUCCGAUGGAUGAAUUGCUUGCUCAUGCGCGAGAUCAGUGUCAGGAACACCAUCAGAAUGUGGGACACGUAUCUGGCCGAGGACCAAGGAUUUUCUCACUUCCAUCUUUACGUCUGCGCUGCCUUCUUGGUCAAAUGGUCCGACCAACUGCUCAAGAUGGAUUUCCAAGAAAUCAUGAUGUUCCUACAAGCUUUGCCAACUCGCGGCUGGAACGAGAAAGACAUUGAACUUCUUCUGAGCGAGGCCUUCAUCUGGCAGAGUCUUUUCCGAAACUCCAAAGCUCACAUUCAGAAAAGCUCUCAGAACGGACCUCUGUCAGUCACGCUAUAA